Puma concolor (puma) is the source of this 2772-nucleotide messenger RNA. It is a transcript of the gene PAXBP1, whose product is annotated as PAX3 and PAX7 binding protein 1. NCBI's taxonomy places the organism in Eukaryota, Metazoa, Chordata, Mammalia, Carnivora, Felidae. The record is from RefSeq and is a predicted model, not a curated record. Gene Ontology annotation, cellular component: nucleus. Gene Ontology annotation, biological process: mRNA splicing, via spliceosome; positive regulation of transcription by RNA polymerase II. Gene Ontology annotation, molecular function: DNA binding.
GUGCGAGCCGCGGGAAUGUUCCGAAAGGCCCGGCGAGUGAACGUGCGCAAGCGGAAUGACUCGGAGGAGGAGGAGCGAGAGCGCGAUGAGGAGCAGGAGCCGCCACCGCUGCUGCAGCCGCCGGGCACCGGCGAAGAACCGGGCUCUGGCGGCGGCGGCGACAGGGCCCCUGGGGGGGAGUCGCUGCAGGGCCCGGGGCUGCCGCCGCCUUCCGCGCUGACCCCGGGCUCCGGGGCUGAGGCUGGGGGCUGCUUCCCGGGCGGCGCGGAGCCCGGCAACGGGCUGAAGCCGCGCAAGAGGCCGCGAGAGAACAAAGAGGUGCCUCGGGCCAGCCUGCUCAGCUUCCAGGACGAGGAGGAAGAAAAUGAAGAAGUUUUCAAAGUGAAGAAAUCAAGUUACAGCAAAAAGAUAGUAAAAUUACUUAAGAAAGAAUACAAAGAAGAUCUUGAAAAAUCAAAGAUUAAAACAGAACUCAACUCCUCAGCCGACAGCGAACCACCCUUGGACAAAACAGGACACAUUAAGGACACCAGUCAAGAAGACGGAGUUAUCAUCAGUGAACAUGGUGAAGAUGAAAUGGACAUGGAAAGUGAGAAGGAGGAAGAAAAGCCAAAAGCUGGUGGAGCUUUUUCAAAUGCUUUAUCUUCUUUGAAUGUUCUCCGCCCAGGAGAAAUUCCAGAUGCAGCUUUUAUACAUGCUGCAAGGAAAAAGCGUCAAAUGGCCCGAGAAUUAGGAGAUUUCACUCCUCAUGACAGCGAGCCUGGGAAAGGCCGCCUUGUUAGAGAAGAUGAGAAUGAUGCCAGUGAUGAUGAAGAUGAUGAUGAGAAACGUCGCAUAGUUUUUUCUGUGAAAGAAAAGUCACAGAGACAAAAAAUUGCCGAGGAAAUAGGCAUUGAGGGGAGUGAUGAUGAUGCUCUAGUAACUGGAGAACAAGAUGAAGAACUCAGCCGAUGGGAGCAGGAGCAGAUAAGAAAAGGAAUCAAUAUCCCUCAGGUUCAAGCAAGCCAGCCCACUGAAGUGAAUAUGUACUACCAGAACACUUACCAGACGAUACCUUAUGGUUCAUCCUAUGGCAUUCCUUAUAGUUACACUGCCUAUGGAUCAUCUGAUGCCAAAUCUCAAAAAACAGAUAAUACAGUCCCUUUCAAAACUCCCAGUAAUGAGAUGACUCCCGUUACUAUUGAUUUGGUAAAGAAACAGCUUAAAGACAGGUUGGACUCCGUGAAAGAACUGCACAAAACGAAUCGACAGCAGCAUGAGAAACACCUGCAAAGCCGAGUGGACGCCACCAGGGCUAUUGAGAGAUUAGAAGGGUCUUCUGGGGGUGUUGGUGAACGGUAUAAGUUUUUGCAAGAAAUGCGAGGGUAUGUCCAAGACUUGCUUGAGUGUUUCAGUGAAAAGGUGCCACUGAUUAAUGAACUUGAAUCAGCAAUACAUCAGCUGUACAAACAGCGAGCUUCCCGCCUUGUCCAAAGACGACAAGAUGAUAUUAAAGAUGAAUCUUCGGAGUUUUCAAGCCAUUCAAAUAAAGCUCUGAUGGCACCAAAUCUCGAUUCCUUCGGGCGAGAUCGGGCACUGUAUCAAGAGCAUGCAAAACGUAGGAUUGCAGAACGGGAGGCCAGGAGGACUCGUCGUAGACAAGCCAGAGAGCAGACCGGUAAGAUGGCAGAUCACCUCGAAGGCCUUUCCAGUGAUGAUGAAGAAACUUCCACAGAUAUUACAAACUUCAAUCUGGAAAAAGAUCGCAUUUCGAAAGAGUCCAGCAAGGUUUUUGAAGACGUACUUGAAAGUUUCUAUUCAAUCGACUGCAUUAAAUCCCAAUUUGAAGCAUGGCGUUCAAAAUACUAUCUGUCCUAUAAGGAUGCUUAUAUCGGCCUUUGUUUGCCAAAGCUGUUCAACCCCCUCAUACGGCUGCAGCUUCUCACUUGGACUCCUCUUGAGGCAAAAUGUCGUGACUUUGAAAACAUGCUGUGGUUUGAAUCUUUGCUGUUUUAUGGUUGUGAAGAACGAGAGCAAGAGAAAGAUGAUGUAGAUGUUGCACUGUUGCCUACAAUUGUGGAAAAGGUGAUUCUUCCUAAACUAACAGUAAUAGCUGAAAAUAUGUGGGACCCUUUUUCUACAACACAGACUUCAAGAAUGGUUGGGAUUACAUUAAAAUUAAUAAACGGAUAUCCUUCAGUAGUGAACGCAGAAAACAAAAAUACACAGGUGUACCUAAAAGCACUUUUACUAAGAAUGAGGAGAACUUUAGAUGAUGAUGUAUUCAUGCCCUUAUAUCCCAAAAAUGUCUUGGAAAAUAAAAAUUCUGGGCCUUAUUUGUUUUUUCAACGACAGUUUUGGUCUUCAGUUAAGCUAUUAGGGAAUUUUCUUCAGUGGUAUGGCAUUUUCUCAAAUAAAACUCUUCAGGAGUUAUCAAUAGAUGGUUUAUUAAAUAGAUACAUUCUCAUGGCUUUUCAGAAUUCAGAAUAUGGAGAUGACAGCAUCAAAAAAGCCCAAAAUGUAAUCAAUUGUUUCCCCAAGCAGUGGUUCAUGAAUCUGAAAGGAGAAAGAACUAUCUCUCAGUUAGAAAACUUCUGUCGAUACCUUGUGCACUUAGCAGACACAAUCUACAGAAACAGUAUCGGAUGUUCUGAUGUGGAAAAAAGAAAUGCAAGGGAAAACAUAAAACAGAUAGUAAAACUCCUUGCAAGUGUUCGCGCUCUGGAUCAUGCUAUGUCUGUUGCAAGUGACCACAAUGUGAAAGAAUUUAAGUCUUUGAUUGAAGGAAAAUAG